This is a messenger RNA of Rubroshorea leprosula, 425 nucleotides long. The record is from the annotation of a GenBank genome assembly. NCBI's taxonomy places the organism in Eukaryota, Viridiplantae, Streptophyta, Magnoliopsida, Malvales, Dipterocarpaceae.
AUUAAUAAUUUAAGAUUAAAAUUUUAAAAAUAUAUAAAUUUUAAUCUAAAAAAAUUAUUAAACCAAAAGUGAGUUUCAGACUAUGCAUACGCAUGACUGAUACGAGCAAGAUGAUCAGAGCGCUCCCGAGUCUUGCCUGCACAUGCUCUGGUCCCACAUUCACCAGUUUUACCAGUAACCACCACCACCACCCACCUAACGCGGGUCCCAUUCUCCACGUCAUCACAACCCCCCACAACGGCACAUCCCCAUCAAUCUACCCUGGUGAGCACUCAAAAAUCUCCCCAAUCCGUUCCCCCGCCCUGGACCCCGAGCCGCGACAAACCGACCCCCAUCCUCGUCAGCAAAGUGGUCCCCUCCCAUUAAAACUCAUGUCUUUCACCCGCCACGUGGAGUCAUAAUCGCGCAUGCGACGCCUCACUACU